Messenger RNA from Hymenoscyphus albidus, 942 nucleotides. The record is from the annotation of a GenBank genome assembly. NCBI's taxonomy places the organism in Eukaryota, Fungi, Ascomycota, Leotiomycetes, Helotiales, Helotiaceae.
AUGGCACCUAAUCAACGAAGAAAAAUGCGAUUCGAAAUCGGACCAGACUCAGAACAUGAUAAGAGCCAGGGCCCCAGUAGUUCCGCAAGUUUAACAAGAAUAAAUUCCCCCUCAUUCUCGCGUCCUGGUACAGCACACUCUAUACUCUCCCGAGUCCAACCAAUCACAGCACCAACUAUAGGAAAUAUCGGAGAAGACAAUAUUGAUUACCAUGCUCCAAACAUGGAAAUAGACACCACAAUCCAAGAUGAUGAGGAAGAUGGAAACUACUCCCAGUCUCUGACAACCAAUUCCCAGUCCCAAAAUGUAUCGAGAUCAGCGUUUCGAAGUAAUGCCGGAUACAAUUCUCAAGCUUCCACACAAGUUAGAGGUACGGGAGGCCGAAGUGCAAGUGGAAGCGCAUCCCAAGCAGUUACCAGAAGAACUGUCACUCGAGAAAUCAAUGUACCUCCUGUAUUCAUGCAAAUCCAGUCUUUCGACUUGUCAGCACCUCAUUCCCAAUUCCAUGGCCAGCAACAACAUCAUCAUCAUCAUCAUCGUUCACAAAAUUCUGAAGCACACUUCCACUUUCAAGAGAUGGCUCGACGUCAGCUCGAAUUUGAGCUGCUCAACGCCGCCGAACAAGCCAUUCAAGAGCGCUGGGCACAGCAGCAACUAGCUCGACAACAUGAGCCAUGCGUCAUGGGAUUCGGUUGGCAGCGCAUCGAAGGUGGAUAUGCAUGUGACGGGGGCUCUCAUAUUGUUACAGAUGAGUUACUCAUCGAAGGAAAUGGUGGCUAUAUGCUCAGAAAUUGCCAACUGAUUGAUGGGGAAUGGUAUGGCCCUCUCUACAGCGCAGAAGAAGCAGUAGUAAACGAUUUCAUAAAUGAAUUGAAGGAAGCUGGAGUUUGGUGGGAAGGCGUUGAUCCGGACAGCGACGAUCCUCGAUUAUGGCGCAUAUAA